AUCAGCUUUUAUCGGUUGGUUGUUAGCUGUUUGCACUAACUACUUUGAGUGGCUGAUUCCCAUUAAUUGUAUAGUGUAAAAAGUGUUUGUUAAAUAGCUGUUAGUUAUUAGUUGUUUUAGUCUUUUAGAGUAUUAUUACAAGAAAUAAAAUAAAAAUAUAAAAAAAAAACUAGCACUAGCUCCUCAUAUGAGCUUUUUGAACCCACAAAACUCUUUCAAACAGAUCCGGAGCAAACACUUUCAAGAGGUUUUUAUUCUAAAAAGUGUUAACCAAACACCCCCAUCAAUUCAGCUAAUUUCAAUUCCAUUCAAUUUUAUUUUAAGCGAUUAUUUCAUCAUAUGCCCUUUUUUUUUGUUUUUGGUUUUUUUUUUUUUUUUUUUUUUUUUUUUUUAGGAAAAUUUCAUCCUGUGUCUUUCAAAGUUUAAAGUAGUGAAAUAUUAAAGUGGUAUCAUUGUGGUCUCCAAAAUUCACAAGUUACCUUUGAAGUAUGCUGCUAAUCUAUGAAAUGUCAUUAAAGACUAACGACAUUAGAUGGAUGUAAAGUUUGUGUUUAUUAAUGCAUGAAAUACUUCUAAGGUAUAUAAGUAUUGUUUUUAUAAUGAAUAUUGACAGUAAAUUUUCCUACUUUAUUAGUUCAAUAGAUUAGGUUAUAAUCGUUUGAGAAGACGAACUUAAUUGUGUAUCUUUCUUUUUAAAAAAAGAGGAAAAAUUGUUAAUAACUACCAAGUUUAUAAUCAAUUUUGAAAAUAACUACCCUAUUUCAAAAAAAAAAAAAAAAAAAAAACAAAUAUAUAUAACUACCAAGUUUCUUCUAAAAGUUUUGGUAACAUUACCUUAUACAAUUUUUUUGUUCAAAAACUUAACGUUACACGUCAUAUAACCCCACCUAUUUGUCUAUUUAUAACCACCUUAAUUCCUUCUACAUUCACAAUUCAAUUCCCAUCAACCGAUUUACACCCCCUUCACUAAAAUGAAAACUCUUUGUUAUUUGUUUUUUCCAUUUUUAGAUUUUUAUACGUAGCCCUGAGAACUAUGUUAAAAAUAUAUAUUGUACUAACAAAAAAUAGUUAAAAUAUCUAUCUAUGAUCUUACAGAGGAUGAAUGUUCUUGGUCUCAUCUAUCAUUUGAUCCAAGAUAAUCUUUUAAUAUAAAAGAUUUUCUUUUAAAUUCAUCAUUUUUUUUCCUUCCCAGUCGAAUAUUCAUCCUAUAUUAAAGACUGAGAAAACCAACAUCCCAUAUUAUCUUUCAAAGAAAAAAAAGAAAAAAAAAAAGUUGAGUGAUAGUGAAAUAGCAGCUGUGUUUCAAUAUAUACCUUAAUAUAUUCCCUUAUUCUUACUUUUCUCUUUUAUUCAUUCAUAUGCUGCCAUCAUAGUUCCUUAAAACACCAAAUAGAGGAAUGAAUUCCGAGAUACUGCAACAACAAAACAAUGCUUAUUGGAUACCAAUAACCCCAGAAAAGCCACAUUCGAGUCUCACAAACGAUAUUACUAGCAAUGUGACACCAACGACUACACGUAUAUCCGGUCGAAAUCUACCCAGUGGUUCAUCGUAUCCGGAGACUCUUGGCUCAGUUAAUGGUGCAACUCUUGCUGGUGCAAAUCAAUUUGGAUUUCGACACGAUGCUACUGCGAGCAUUGAUCAUGUGCCCCAUCCUGAUGUGGAGCAAAAUUCGAAAAACAAAAGGAGAAAACUUGGCAUUGGCAAAGACUUAAACAGGAAGCCCGGGGAGAAGCGGAAAAAUAAAUAUUUUUGGGCAAAAAUCGAUAAUAAAAAGGUGCAAACUCCUAAGCCAAAAACUCCUAAACCAGUGACUCCAAAGCCUCAGACUCCAAAAACUCCUAAGCCUAAAACUCCUAAGCCAAUAACAAAGAAAGAUGUGAAGAAAGACAAGGAAGAAGGAGGUAAAGUCGUGCCUGAACAUAUUCGACCUGAAAGUGAAACAGAAACAGAAACAGUUUUAAACUGUAAACGAGCUUUGGAUUUUGACAUAAACAUUGCCAACUUAGAGGACGAGGCUGGUAAAGUAAUUGAAAGCCAAAUUCCCGAUGUUACUGAGCAAGUUUCGAAUUCUAAUGUGGUGGAAAAGGCGGAAUGUGUGGAAAAGGCAAGUGCGAGUAAGAAUGAUCAUUCUUGUGAUGGUAAAAAGAGGCAAGAAGGUUUGAGAGUUUAUGGAAGGAGGCAUUCUUGUAAAUGUUUGAGUGAAAGUCGAAAGAUAGGGCCUAAUUUUGCGUACAGUCUCAAGAAGAAGAGAAAAGGGAGGAAAAAAAAGUUUAUUGAUAAAAUCAAACUUGAUUUUAGCUUCAUCAUUGAGGAUAACAAAAAUUUGUUGUUGCCAGCAAAAUUGAAGAUUGUUGAUGAGUCUUUUGGGUGCAUUUUGAGUUUGCUUUCUUCGCAAAUGAAGUUCAAACAGGGGAAGAGAUUAAUGAAAAGAUUCCCUUUAGCUCGUAAUGUUUCAAAACAAACAAGCAUCGUACAUGAUGGACAAAUUGUUUCGAAACAAAUGAGUAUUGUUGAUGAUGGACAGAGUGUUUCGAAACAAACAAGCAUUGUAAUUGAUGGACAAAGUGUUUUGAAACAAACGAGCAUAGUGAAUGAUGGACAAAGUGUUUCACAAGGACAAAUACAUGAAAGAAGUUUACUAUCUGCUCUUUGUUCGACUCCAAAGAGUACAACAAAUGUAGCAAAGGAGAAGAAAACAAGAGCUCUUUAUAAACGCAAGGAAACGCGUAAAGCUCCGGAGAGUAAAACAAAGGAAGCAAAAGAGAAGGGAACAAGAGGUCCUUAUAAACGCAAGGACAAGCAUAAAGCUUGUUUCGUCGAGCUUCAAAAAUGGGAUGGAAAGUCAGUGGAGCAAAUAAUGGAUUCCUUAGUUGAAUACUAUGAAUCUAUGAAUAUCUAUGAUGACCCUAAGUCGAUCGAGUUGAGUAUUAUGGUCAGGGAAGGAAAUCAUGGAGGUGAUGGUAUUCAAAAACCUGAUGAAGAAGACGCCGAAUUUCGUGAAGAAAAAGCAUUUAUAGAAGCAAAGAUGGAUAGAUUCUAUUUUCUAAUGACUCAACUACAAGGGCCUAAGGAUUAUGUAAAAUGGAAUGGUUCUGUUUUAGACUCGGUUGUUGGCGUUUUUCUUACACAAAAUGUAACCGAUGUUCUCUCAGGGAGUGCAUACAUGGAAUUGGCUUCGCAAUAUCCUAUAAAACAACGAACCAAUGAAGAUGAGGAUAGUGGUGGAGAUGUAUCUGUCUCAAGCAGCCAAGAGUCUACGGAUAGUAGUAAUGUAAAGGGCCCGAUCAUCGAGUAUCCAAACGACGAAGAAGAAGCAAAUCCAACUGAAGCAGAUCAAGAAGAGUCAUGGAAGAAAGAAUAUGAUAGUGCUAUGAAGGAAAUGCUAGCAUCUUUGCCUAGUUUUAAAGGUAAAGAAAAGAAAGGUGAAGGUGCUGAAAGCUUUGAUUGGGACUCGAUAAGAUUGCAAUUCCUAGGAAAGAGUACUGAAAGAACCCCUGAAACACAAGAUUCUGUUGAUUGGGAAGCAGUAAGGAAGGCGCCGAUUAAGGACAUUGCUAAAGCAAUUGAAAAGAGAGGCCAACAUACGAUUAUUGGAAAAAAGAUUCAGAGAAUGCUCAAUCGACUUGUUGAAAAGCAUGGUACUAUGGAUCUUGAAUGGUUACGUGAAGCUCCAUUUGAAAUAGCAAAGGCAUAUUUGUUAAGUUUCUAUGGACUUGGCUUGAAAAGUGUUGAAUGCUUGCGACUUUUGACGCUUGGUCACGAUGCCUUUCCUGUUGAUGUAAAUAUUGCUCGAAUUGCAGUGCGUUUAGGCUGGGUUCCUCUCAGUAAACUGCCUGAUGAAAUUCCCUUUCAUCUUAUUGACAAGUACCCAAAUUUUGAUGACAUUCAAAGAUAUCUUUGGCCCAGAAUAGACCAUAUGGACAAACAAAAAUUGUAUAAAAUUCAUUAUCAAGCGAUUACAUUCGGGAAGGUUUUUUGCAUGAAGAACAAUCCCAAUUGUAGAGCAUGUCCAUUUAAGAAUGAAUGCAAGUACUACCAGAGUCUUGUAGAAAGUGAAAAAAUGAAAACUCUUUGUUUGCCUUGGGUAAAGUCCAAGAAGAGUUCUAAAAAGAUGAUUAAGAACAUUCCAAAUCCUUUUGACAUCAAAAGGGAAUGUUCUAAAUCUCAGCUUAUAAUGUCAUCGACUUAUGAUUCAUCUUUAUACAAGCCUUUGCAUUUUCCGAUGUUACAUUGUAAUUUAGAUUCAGAUGUUCGGAGAACGGCUCAAUCCCCUAUUGUUGAGUUUCCGUCCUCUCCAAAGAACGUUGAAGAAUCAGAAUUGCCUGACAUCGAAGAUAUAUUUAAAAAUAAUGCUGAUGAGGUGAAUGAUGAAUUUAUAGUCGUUGAUAUUGGUACGUGUAAGCAUACAUCGUCAAACCAACUUGUAAAGGCUACAAUGUCACCCAAUUUAUCGUCAAGAGCCUUAGUUAGCGUACCUCAAGAUGAUUAUAUUCCUUUACCAAAGCAAGUUAUUCAAGUUCGAUUGAGAACGGAGCAUCAAGUAUAUGAAUUGCCAUAUAAUCAUCCCUUGCUACAAAACUUUGAGAGACAAAUAGGGAACAUUCCUUACCUUCUCGCCAUAUGGACACAAGGUCAAAAUAAAAAGAUGACCGGUAAUUUAGAAGGAUCAUCUGAUCAUGUGGAAAAUGCGUGUUCAACUGAUAAUGUUUUUGAUGAAUCUUCGACAGUGUUAGGAACAAUAUUGAUACCUGUUCGAACAGCAAUGAGGGAAUCUUUUCCACUCAAUGGUACCUAUUUUCAAAUUAAUGAGGUUUUUGCUGAUGAUGAAACCACUCAAUGUCCAAUAAAAGUUCCUACAAGUUUAAUAUGGAUGUUAGAGAAACGAACUCUAUAUUGUGGAUCUAGUACAUCAGCAAUAUUUAGAGGUUUAUUAGUGAAGGAGAUCCAACGAUGCUGUUGGGAAGGUUAUAUUUGUACAAGGGGAUUUAAUCGGCAAACUCGAGCACCAAAGCCAUUAUCACCCAAAUUUCAUAAUCGCUCACAAGUUAAGGGGAAAUUGCAACAAGAAGACGAAGAAGAUUAUAUAUAAUAUACAUUUGUGUAAUAAUUAAUGUUGCAUUUGUCUUUUCUUAUGUUGUAAACAUUUAUUUAUCAAUUAUUUGUAAAUAGUAUACUGUAUAGUAUAAAUGCUUUUAAUUCAUUAGAAAUUUAAAAUUAGAAAAAAAAAUCAUAUAUCUAUCCACUAAUUAAUCUAGCAAUUCACUCCUGUACUCCUUAUCCCUAAAUUAAGAUAUGCCUUAUGCUGUACCAAAAAUAUACGGAGUACUCAUAACCAAAAUUAUGCGCGUAAAUAACA
Messenger RNA from Chenopodium quinoa (quinoa), 5357 nucleotides. Its product is annotated as DEMETER-like protein 3. NCBI's taxonomy places the organism in Eukaryota, Viridiplantae, Streptophyta, Magnoliopsida, Caryophyllales, Amaranthaceae. The record is from RefSeq and is a predicted model, not a curated record. The transcript has 20 exons. Gene Ontology annotation, biological process: base-excision repair. Gene Ontology annotation, molecular function: DNA demethylase activity; DNA N-glycosylase activity. The coding region runs from base 1398 to 5090 and encodes 1230 amino acids.